CAUCUUCUCCAUCUCUUGACACAAAUCAUUCAUCAAAUUAAUUCAAUAUUUCCACAUAUAGAAGUAUGGCUCCCACUCUAAACUACAAUAGUUUCCCAUAUUUUUCCCCUCCACCCCCUCCAAAGGUGGCACCACCCAACCAACCCCAUCCGCCACCACCUCCAACUCCACCUCCGGCAGCAAAACCACCUCCUCACUCAACCCCACCUCCACCACCUCACUCAUUUCCUCCUCCAUCUCCACUAAGACCUCCACCACCUCCUCAUUUUGUUCCACCUCCACCGCCCCCAUCAGGACACCAUUCCACCGUUAUAAUCGUCGUGUUUGUCUCACUAGGUGGUCUCUUCUUCCUCGCAUUCCUACCGGCUGCUCUCUGUUGCUUUCUUAAGAAGAAGAGAAAGAAGAUGAUUCAAGAAACUGAAGUUAUAAACGUUGAUGAACAUCUUAAGAUUCAAGAAGCCAUAGUACCGGGUCCACAUGGUGCACAAACUGUGGUACUAUCCGUCGAAGAAGAUGUGCAUAUACAAGAAGAAAUUAAGAAGAACGAAAGGGUGGGCGAAGGUUCGCAUGUUACAACCAUGGGGAUUCCUCCUCCUGCUCUUGAGGACGGAGCAGCAUCAUCUGAAUCCAGUCACCACCGUCUUGAUCACAAGCCGUGAUUGAAGUUUGAUCAUGUGUAUGUGGGUUCUUAAAGCUGCCAAAAGCUUAUAUCCAUCCAAAUUGUGAGAAUUCUUGUUGCCUCUUGUUGGUCAUUUAAUUUGGAGUGAUUUGUAUGGAAUAAAAGACCAAGAAUAUUGUUGUGUUAUAUUCAUUUUCUGUUACAUAUUAGACUUUUCUUAAUAA
Messenger RNA from Nelumbo nucifera (sacred lotus), 843 nucleotides. Lineage: Eukaryota; Viridiplantae; Streptophyta; Magnoliopsida; Proteales; Nelumbonaceae. The record is from RefSeq and is a predicted model, not a curated record.